GUUAAUGGGUUUGGAAUUUAGCGUGUGGAUUUGGGUAUGCAUGAUCAAAAAUAGAAACUUUUUCACUUUUAGUGGCGUUUUGGGUGCUUUACCCAUUUCAGCUUUCUCCUUUUUAAGAUUGAACUGGGUUUUUGGAAUGGGUGAUGUUGAAAGUUUCUUAGUGAAUCAAAGCUUUACGUGUGUGAAAUACUCUCUUUAGUUUCUAUGCCAGGGGUUCCUCUGUUUCUCACAACAACUUUGCAUUCUAGCUAAAAUUGGUUCUAGAUUCAAUCAGGUUUUAGGCUAAUAGAGUAUAAAUUUCUUUGUAGGGCUUGGCUGGUCAUCUUCAGAGAAUUUACUUAAUUACUUCAAAACUACAAAUGGUGCUUUUCAAAUCAAAGAUUCUAACUUUGUGUUUUCAUUGGCUUGAAUGCUUGGAUUUGGGUUGAAAUUUGGGGUCUUCAUUUGGGUGUGACAAGAAAGAUAAUGUUGGCUUUCAUUUUCAUGUAGGUUUCUAGGUGUUUUCUGAGAGACCCAUUUCAACUCUCUCCUUUUGACUUUUAUAAUGUUGGCUUUCGUUUUCAUUCAAUUGGAAUUGAUGAUGUUGGGAGUUUCUAUUAAAUUUUUCAAUGGUUCAUGUUUGCAGAGUUUCAUUAAUUUGUCUUCCAACGUGGUUUCUCUGGCUUGGCUGAUCAACAGCAGAGGAUUUGCAAACAAAGUCAAAAACUGUGCUUCUCAAAUCAAAGACUGUGGAGCGAGUCGCGAGUGUCCAAAAUGCCAUUAUCUUAUCAGCAACAGCGAUGUUUCAACAGAAUGGCCUGGCUUUCCGACUGGUGUGAAGUUUGAUCCAUCUGAUACUGAUCUCAUAGAACAUUUAGCUGCGAAAGUUGGUGUUGGAAACUCAAAACCACACAUGUUUAUUGAUGAGUUCAUCCCAACUAUUGAUUGGGAUAUCGGCAUUUGCUACACUCAUCCUGAAAACCUUCCUGGUGCAAAGAAAGAUGGAAGUAGCUUCCAUUUCUUUCAUAAAACAUGUAAUGCAUAUUCUACUGGUCGGCGGAAGCGUCGCAAGAUUGACAAAGAGCAUGACUUGGCCGCACAGGCUGUUCGUUGGCACAAGACCGGGAAGACCAAGGCUAUAAGAAGUGGAGUUCAUCCGGGCUGGAAGAAGAUCAUGGUGCUGUAUAAAAGUUCAAUCAAAGGGUCCAAAGCAGAUAAGACUGACUGGGUGAUGCAUCAGUAUCAUUUGGGAAGUACAGAAGAUGAGAAAGAAGGUGAAUAUGUGGUGUCGAAGAUAUUCUAUCAACAGCCAAAGCAGGCUGACAAGAGUGAUCACAAUUUGGUCAUUGAAGAAUCUGAAUCCUAUGUGCUUCAACGUUCUCCAAUUACCCCCAUAACAAAUCCUCCGACUACUCCUGCACCAGAGGAAUCUGCUUGGUGUGAUGCUGGUCCUGACGAAUAUAUGCAGAAUUCCUAUGCCAAGGUAGCAGAACAUGUCCCGGAAGUAUCUCAAUAUGCCCAACUUAGGAAGUUCGAGGACAGUAUGUCUCAUGUCCCUCAACUUGAUAGUCAGUUUGAGAACAAUGUGGGGCAACCUACCUGGUUGGCAGGCGAAUCUCAGGUUGAUGAAUACUGCGGGUUAAAUUGCUUCGAUGACACCUUGUUAUGCAAGGAGACAUUUAAUUCUUCCACUCCUCUAAAUGGUCCAGUUCUGAAUCCCAUAUCUAACGGUGACUGUGUUAACAACACGUACGGGGUAACUGGAAACAGCAGCACAGCAUUUGGAAUCCCUGACCUUGAGAACCUCGAGUUUGAUAGUCCACCAGAUUUCCAGCUAACUGGUUUGCAGUUUUGUUCCCAAGACAGUAUACUUGAGUGGUUGGACAGGUUGUGAAUGAGCUUCCGGGAAUGAAACUGAAUUCCCAAUUUUGUUCAAUCCCAGCUUCUAGGUAAACGGCUUAUAAAUACUUAGAUGCUCUUCAAUGGAAAAUGAGGCAAACUUUAUGCAAGCUUUAUAAGUCUCAGGGCAGGUGACCAUGGAGCUACAAGUAAGCAGAACUAAGCUGUCUGCUGCUGAGAUCAGAUUGAUCAACCUAGGGCUAAUGAGUGUAUUUGCUACUUUAACCAUCAAGUUCAGCUGUUUGUAUCAAACUGUUUUUGCAAACGAUGUAUGCAUGUAUUGCUUCUAUCGUAGUGAAAAGCAUCUCAUGGUAUUUGGGAUACUUGAAAACCAUUGUAGCAACUAUUACAUCAUUGGCAAUAGCAGAUAUGUGCCAUAUAUAU
Rosa chinensis is the source of this 2262-nucleotide messenger RNA. RefSeq names its product SUPPRESSOR OF GAMMA RESPONSE 1. The record is from RefSeq and is a predicted model, not a curated record. Gene Ontology annotation, molecular function: DNA-binding transcription factor activity; transcription cis-regulatory region binding. Gene Ontology annotation, cellular component: nucleus. The transcript is spliced from 6 exons. Gene Ontology annotation, biological process: regulation of DNA-templated transcription. NCBI's taxonomy places the organism in Eukaryota, Viridiplantae, Streptophyta, Magnoliopsida, Rosales, Rosaceae. The coding region runs from base 545 to 1873 and encodes 442 amino acids.